GUCGCCGUGAUGGGCAGGCGAAAGCGCACGGAGAGCUCGGGGUCGAUGGCGGCUGCGCGUUGCAAGCAGUGGCCUCACUGAGCGCUGGGUUGGUUGAUACAAGAGCACUGGCCUUCCAGGGUGCCUUUUGCAAGCCGGCGAGUUGCGUGGAUAGAGCUGGAGCUUUAUGCUUCCUGGGCCGGAAAAGGGCCAGAGGGGAUUUAUUUAGUAUAACUGGGAAAGUUAAAAGAAACUGAGAAACCUUGAAUGAAGCGAUCUCUUGGUGGAGCUAGAAGAAAAAAUUGAACUUCAUAUCUCUGUCACAUCCAAGUAUAAAGGCCAAGCAUGUCAGGAAUCAAGAGAGCAAUAGAAGAGAAAGACCCAGACUAUGAAGAGAUCUCAGUUGUACAUACAAACAAACGUCAUAAAGCCGUUGAACAGUCAGCUCGAAAUGCUGCAGUAUUGAAAAUUGAGGACAUUAUUAAAGAGCAGUUUUCGGUAGAAAUGAAGAACAAAGAGCAUGAGAUUGAAGUCAUAGAUCAGCGCCUGAUUGAAGCAAGAAGAAUGAUGGAUAAACUGCGUGCUUGCAUCGUUGCAAACUAUUAUGCUUCUGCUGGUCUUCUUAAAGUUGGAGAAGGAACCAAGACGUGUGACCCCAUGGUAUUUAACCACCCAUCCAUCAAGAAAUGUGUGGAUUCUCCAUCUAGAUCAUCAUCUCCAGCCAAUCAAGGUUCAGAAACCCUGUCAAUUAACCAUUCAGAAUGUGAGUCAUCUCAACAUAUAGACUACUUGAUGGGAAAAGACAAUGGUAUCCUGGAGGCAGAAGAGAGAUUGUCCAGCAAACUGGACCAGAGACCCCAGAAGAAUUCUGGACAGGGCACUUCUGGUGUUGCAAGUGAUCGCAAAGGAGGACUGAGAAAUGCUAGUCUGCCAAAUGAUGACAAUUCACGGCUGUUUGUAAAGAAAACCAUAGUGGUCGGCAACGUCUCCAAGUACAUUCCUCCUGAUAAAAGAGAAGAAAAUGAUCAAUCCACUCAUAAAUGGAUGGUCUAUGUACGUGGGUCCCGAAGAGAGCCCAGCAUUGAUCAUUUUGUUAAGAAAGUCUGGUUCUUCCUUCAUCCCAGCUAUAAACCUAAUGAUCUUGUUGAAGUCAGAGAGCCUCCUUUCCAUCUCACAAGGCGAGGCUGGGGUGAGUUUCCUGUGAGGGUUCAGAUCCACUUCAAGGAUAUCCGGAACAAAAGAAUUGACAUCAUACACCAUCUAAAGUUGGAUAGAACAUAUACCGGUCUGCAGACACUGGGAGCUGAAACGGUAGUGGAUGUUGAGUUGCAUCGGCAUUCCCUUCGAGAAGAAUAUCUGUUCUCCCAGUCUUCAGAUUCGGAUCUUUCUGAUGCCCCUACCUCUCUGCAAUUGCCACUAAAUAUGCCAGCCCCUGUUAAGGCAUCUUCACCUAUUAAACAAAUGCACGAAUCCAUUUCAGAUGCUUCUGUUGAAAAAGGUAAAGACCUGCAUGGGUUCAGCACUGAAGCUGAAAGACAUACAACUUUUUACUCCUUGCCAUCAUCCUUAGAAAGAACUCCCACAAAGCUGGCAGCACAAAAAGUUACUUUUGGCUCCCACAGCAACUCAGCUUUUCAGCCAAUUGCAGCAAGUUGCAAAAUAGUGCCUCAAGGCCAAAAUCCGAGCCCUGCUGAAUCGCCUGGCAAGUCUUUCCAGCCAAUCACAAUGAGCUGCAAGAUUGUAUCAGGUUCUCCAAUAUCAACCCCAAGUCCUUCUCCUCUACCUCGUACUCCAACCUCUACGCCAGUGCACAUGAAGCAAGGAACUGCCACCCCUGUAGUUAGUAACCCUUAUGUUAUUGUGGAUAAGCCUGGUCAACCAAUUGGAGCAGUGGCUACCAGCACAAGUAGUCCUGCAAGUAAGGUUACUAGUGUCUCACAAGCCUCUCAUGGAGCUGGGUCUCCGAUCUCAAAGAACCAUGGAAGCAGUUCUGUAACCUCUUCAGUCAAGCAAGAGGAUUCACUCUUUGCAACCAUGCCGCCUCUUUGUCCAAUUGGGAGUCACUCCAAGGUACAAAGCCCUAAAUCUGUGACAGGAGGACUUGGAACAUUUACAAAGGUGAUUAUAAAGCAGGAGCCUGGAGAACUGCCCCAGCAAUCUCCAGCACCGCCAGCUGGGGCAGCUUCUCAGACCUCUGUGCCACAGUAUGUCACUGUCAAAGGAAGUCACAUGAUUGCUUUGUCACCUCAGAAGCAGUUAGUGAGCACGGGAGAAGGCUCCACACCAUCCAAGGUCAUUGGUGUUCCUGUUGGGUCUGCUUUACCUGCAACUGUCAAGCAAGCAGUGGCUAUUGGUGGUGGGCAGAUAUUAGUGGCAAAAACCAACCCAGCAGUAGCAAAGACAGUUGGCACAAAACAAGUUGUAACACAAGGAGUAGCCAAAGCAAUCGUGAGUGGUGGUGGGGGAACCAUUCUUGCUCAGCCCGUGCAGAGUUUAACAAAGGCUCAGGUUACAUCAACAGGAGUUCCAAAAAGUGGAUCCCAAGGAUCAGUGAUGGCAACACUACAGUUACCUGCCACUAACUUGGCAAAUCUACCACCUGGCACAAAACUCUACCUUACCACAAACAGCAAGAACCCUUCUGGGAAAGGAAAACUGCUGCUUAUACCACAAGGAGCCAUUCUGCGAGCUACGAAUAAUGCCAAUCUCCAGUCAGGUUCUUCCACAAGCGGAGGUGGAGCAACCCAAAGCACAAGCACUGGCUUAUCUCAGCAUCUCACCUACACGUCUUAUAUCCUCAAACAAACGCCUCAGGGCACAUUUUUAGUUGGUCAGCCAUCUCAGCCAAGUUCUGCAAAGCAAGUGGCAACAGGGACAGUAGUCCUAAGUAAUACAGGUGCUGGAACAUCAUCGGCACAAGGACAUCAGGCAUUGAAAGUAAUAACUGGACACAAAACUGCUACUUUAUUUGCACAGGCGGCUUCUGGUGGACAAGCAUCACUGAUGAAAAUAUCAGACAAUGCACUGAAGUCUGUGCCAACAUCAUCACAACUCUCAAAGCCAGGUACUACUGUGCUAAGAGUGUCUGGUGGUGUGAUUACCACAGCAACAACGUCAGCCGUGACGCUUCCAUCAAAUGGAGUUGCGCAGCAAGGAGACAAUGCAAGUUCCAGUUCAUCUCCAGCUGUGAGCUCUGUAGUGAAGGCCUCUGGGCAGCAGCAGCAGCAGCAGCAAGUUGCUCUCAACCAAGCACCAGCAGCCUCUGCAGUACCAAAUAAAACAAGUGCAUCUGCAGUUGUUAGCAUUGCUUCUUUUGUGACAACCCCAGCUCCUGUAUCUGGAAAAACUGCAGUUUCAGGGUUGUUAAAAAUCCAUUCCGGCCAAAACAGCUCACAGCAGGCUGUUUUGACAGUGCCUAGCCAACUCAAACAAUUGGGUGUGAGUGCUGCUUCUGGAGGAGUUCAGACUAUACUGAUGCCUGUGAACAAAGUGAUACAGUCACUUUCUUCCAGCAAAGUGUCUUCUGUCACACCUGUGACUUCCGCUACCUCAGUAGUUUCCAGCCCUUCUAUGGUACCAGUUGCUAAAGUUAAGCAGGAGCCUGAUUCUGCAGGACAGAGCUGCAGUUCUGUGGUCUCCCAAGAUGGUCAGGUGACAGUGAAAGCUGAGGAGAGCUCUGAACUUGGAAAUUACAUCAUCAGGACAGAAUAUUUAGACAACCUCCAGCAGCUCUUGACAGCAAUAGUGAAGAAAAUUCCAUUAAUUACUGAGAAAACUGAAGAUGCAAAUUAUUUCUGUGCCAGUUCAGUGGAACAAUAUUAUAGCUGGAAUAUUGGGAAACGGAGGGCUGCUGAGUGGCAACGAGGACUGACAGUAAGAAAAAUCCUCCAAGAAAUCAUAGAGAAGCACCCAAAAUUUCAUAGUAUUAGUCCCCUGAAAACUAAGCAGGUUGUACAUUGGUGUCGUUGCCGAGGCUAUACACCACCUGAUCCAGAAACACUGAGGAGUGAAGACUCCAUAGAGGAUAUACUGACACAAAUAGACAAUGAACCAGAAUGCUCAUCUUCUUAUACUGCUGGAGAAGAGAUGUGUCGAAAGCUUGAAGAGCUGGAGCGUUUCCUCAAGCAGGAGCCAGAAAAUGAUGAAGAAGAAGUGGAUGUUCUUAGCAUUACUGAGCCUGUGAAAAUAAACAUUAAAAAGGAGCAGGAGGAGAAGCAAGAGGAGGCAAAGUUCUUCCUGAACUCCCAGCCUGCUUCAGAGUUUGUGAGCGAGACAGCGCAGCAGAUUGGAAUUUCCUUUCAGCCUGUAGAGCUGCAUAAGAAUAUUUAUGCCUCAGUAAUAGAAGAUAUGAUUUUAAAGGCCACAGAACAAUUGGCAAGUGAUAUAUUAAGAGAAGCAGUGGCUAUUGGCUACCAAAGAGCUCCUCACAAUAGGAUGCCAAGAGAGAUCACUGUGAUGAAUAUCCACCAAGCCAUCUGUAACAUUCCCUUUCUGGACUUCCUUACAAACAAGCAUAUGGGAAUACUGAGUGAAGAACAGUGAUCUGGGCUGAAAAGUGACAAUGUCUGAAUAUGUACUUUAGUUCUAAAGAGCUAGGUUACCUUGCAGUAACAAGAUACUUGAAUACUAUAAAGUAAGGUUCUAAUUUGGGGAAGGGGAUUUUUUUAAGGAAACAAAAGUAACUUUUUAAUAAGUUUAAAAUAUUGCUAUCAGAUUUAAUUGGUAGUUGUUCCUAAGUCAUCUUGCUGUAACAGUUCUGAUUAAUCCAUUAGAUCAUGGCCUAAGUUAUUGGGGAUAUGCUUCUAGUAUGAAAAUUAUUCAUUACAUAGGACCCCCAUAAGAAUAAUCUAAAGAUGCCUUUGGGAGGUUAACAGCCCCUGGCAUGGAGAUGAAAGUCAGUGAGUGACUUAACGUGCAGGUACCCCCUUAGAAGUCAUUGGACUUAGAAGGGUACAGCUCUUCUUAGGAUGGCACUGUGUGACAAGUACACUUGAAAGCUGUGAAUAAUUAUCCAAUUGUGGUGCAAAAUGACAAAGUAAACUCUCAGAACAGAUUUUCAUUAAUGGAAGUGGUCACAGCUUGAUGUCACUUGGUUGGGCAAUAAAUGUCAUUCAUGCUGUAAGUGAUAAGAUUUUGCCUUUUUGUCCUAUGAACUGCCAUUGGCUUGAGAUCAUUUGCUUGGCUGGAAAAUAAAGCUUUUAUAGUUGGAGAGCU
Heteronotia binoei (common prickly gecko) is the source of this 5193-nucleotide messenger RNA. RefSeq names its product YEATS domain containing 2 (gene YEATS2). NCBI's taxonomy places the organism in Eukaryota, Metazoa, Chordata, Lepidosauria, Squamata, Gekkonidae. The transcript has 32 exons. Bases 325 to 4521 code for a protein of 1398 amino acids. Gene Ontology annotation, molecular function: histone binding. Gene Ontology annotation, cellular component: NuA4 histone acetyltransferase complex. Gene Ontology annotation, biological process: chromatin remodeling; regulation of transcription by RNA polymerase II. The record is from RefSeq and is a predicted model, not a curated record.